This is a messenger RNA of Strigops habroptila (Kakapo), 6387 nucleotides long. It is a transcript of the gene CTIF, whose product is annotated as cap binding complex dependent translation initiation factor. Gene Ontology annotation, molecular function: protein binding; RNA binding; translation activator activity. The coding region runs from base 217 to 2010 and encodes 597 amino acids. NCBI's taxonomy places the organism in Eukaryota, Metazoa, Chordata, Aves, Psittaciformes, Psittacidae. The transcript has 12 exons. Gene Ontology annotation, biological process: regulation of translational initiation. The record is from RefSeq and is a predicted model, not a curated record. Gene Ontology annotation, cellular component: cytosol.
GCCGCCCCGUCCCGUCCCGUCGCUCCGCCGCAGCCGGUGUGUGCUCCGGGGCGGGCGGCGGCCCCGCGGUGUGUCUGUGUGUGAGCUCCCCCCCGUCCGCCGCCGCCGCCGCCGCCGCCGCCGGGCCCUCACCUCAGCGCGGCGCCCAUGCGGCUCCCGGCGCGGCCCUGACAGCGCGGCACGGCCCCCUCCAUUCUCAACGUCUUUCCCAAAGGGAUGGAGAACUCAUCGGUGGCAUCGGCCUCCUCUGAGGCUGGGAGCAGCCGCUCUCAGGAGAUCGAGGAGCUGGAGCGUUUCAUCGACAGCUACGUCCUGGAGUACCAGGUCCAGGGGCUGCUGACAGAUAAAACAGAGGCGGAUGGCGAGAGUGAGAAGACGCAGUCCCAUGUCUCACAGUGGACGGCAGAUUGUAGCGAGCAGCUUGAUGGCAGCUGUUCCCCAUCCCGAGGGAAGGGCUCGUCGUCCCACGAACACAAUCAGAAUGGCAACAAGGACAGCAACCUUGACAUGCUGGGCACAGACAUCUGGGCUGCCAACACCUUUGACUCCUUCAGUGGUGCGACGUGGGACUUGCAGCCUGAAAAACUAGAUUUCACCCAAUUUCACAGGAAGCUGCGAAACACCUCCAAACACCCGUUGCCUCACAUAGACAGAGAAGGGCUUGGAAAAGGGAAAUAUGAGGAUGGAGACAGCAUCAACUUGAACGACAUAGAGAAAGUCCUUCCAGUGUGGCAGGGCUACCACCCAUUGCCUCAUGAAGCUGAAAUCGCACACACCAAAAAACUGUUCAGAAGGAGGAGAAACGACCGGAGGCGACAGCAGAGACUUCCUGGUGGGAACAAGUCUCAGCAGCACGCAGAUCAUCAGCAAGGUGGCACCAAACACAACAGGGACCACCAGAAACUCUAUCAAGGAGGCCAGGCCCCUCACUCCUCAGGCAGGACGGGCCACCACGGCUACAGCCAGAACCGGAGAUGGCACCACAACCAGAAACACUCACCCAACGACAAAGAAACGCACAGAAACGCCAAAGAGACUGAGAAUUUGAAAAUCGAGGACACCUCCAUCUGCACGGUGCAUAUCCCCAUGGAGACACACCGAGGCCCAGAGGCUGUGGAGAAGCAGUCUCAGCAGUACAACCAGGAGUCAGAGACCAAGCGGAAAGACAGUAUUCAUGAGCGCAUUGGGGAAAGACCCAAGAUCAAUUUGCUUCAGUCCUCCAAAGACAGGCUGCGGAGGAGACUAAAAGAAAAGACGCCUUGUCUUUCCCUUUUCACGGACCAGGACGAAGUCACGGUGGAAACCACCAACCCUGAAAAGAACAAAAUGGACAAAUUAAUUGAAAUCCUCAACAGCAUGAGGAACAACAGCAGCGACGUUGACUCCAAGCUCACCACCUUCAUGGAGGAGGCCCAGAACUCCACCAACUCUGAGGAGAUGCUGGGGGAGAUAGUCAAGACCAUCUACCAGAAAGCGGUGACGGACCGCAGCUUUGCUUCCACAGCAGCCAAGCUGUGUGACAAAAUGGCCCUUUUCAUGGUGGAAGGAACCAAAUUCCGGAGUCUCCUCCUCAACAUGUUGCAGAAGGAUUUCACCAUGCGGGAGGAGUUGCAGCAGCGGGACGUGGAGCGCUGGCUGGGGUUCAUCACCUUCCUCUGCGAGGUCUUCGGCACCAUGAGGAGCAGCACCGGAGAGCCCUUCCGAGUCCUUGUCUGCCCCAUUUAUACCUGCCUCAGGGAGUUGUUGCAGUCUCAGGAUGUGAAGGAAGAUGCUGUGCUUUGCUGCUCCAUGGAGCUGCAGAGCAGCGGCCGUCUGCUGGAGGAGCAGCUGCCCGAGAUGAUGACGGAGCUGUUGGCGAUAGCUCGCGACAAGAUGCUGUGUCCCUCCGAGUCCAUGCUGACGCGGUCCCUGCUGCUGGAGGUCAUCGAGCUGCACGCCAACAACUGGAACCCCCUGACGCCCACCAUCACACAGUACUAUAACAAGACCAUCCAAAAACUGACGGCUUGAGGGGAGAGGGCAAGGUGGGGUGGGAAGGGACGAGAAGAAGACGUGCACCUCGGCGGGAUGCGGCAAGAGCUUUUCCGAUUUAAAUCCCCCAGCAGACCAAACCCCAGCAUGCUCGAGAAUACGUUCGUGGGGUGGGGAGGGAGAAGCAUGUUUCUUUUUCGGCCACGUCGCCAAGUGCCACCCCCCUUCCCUGCCGUGGUUUUGUUUUAGGGGUUUCUUUUCCUGAACUCAUUGCUCAAGCAGCAGCAGCGCAUCCCGCCGGGUUAUUGUUUGGCUUUCGAAAGAAGACAGAGAAUUUGAAGGGAAAAAAUGAAUCCAAGUGGGGGCUAGUAUUGUUUUCACACCGUCCUCCUGCCUUGCCCCGCCAACUGGCAGGAGACAGCAGGCAGCAGAUGUCUCGGGAGGACAAAGCCAGACACACACUACACCAGACGCUCAUAAUUGAUGGCUUUUGUCGAGUGGGGCUUGCGUUCGGUUUUCUCUCCCCCCUCCUCUUGUCUUUGACUUUCUGUGUGUGUGUGUGUGUCCCCUCCACUCGCCACCCCUUUGAAAGUGGAUCAGAGAGCGGGAUGACUUUCUAAUUUGCACUGGGUUUUCUUUCUCUCGAGUGUUUGUAUUUUCUUCUUAUUUCACUGUAUCGUCACACGGGCAGUUGCGAGCAGCUCGGGGGUGAGGAAAGCAGCUCCUUCCCGUGAGCUGAAUGAUGGGUUACCUGAAGAUGCUGAAGCAGAAGGAGUGUUUUAAAGGGGUCAGAAAGCCACUGCAGAAGUAACGUAGCCACCGUCAUCUUGCCAGUAACCUCCUCGAUGGAUUGAGAAACAUGUCCCCUGAGCUGUGAGCUCUGGGACACAGGGGAUUCUGCGGCUCUUGCUGCUCAAGUCGCCGUUAUCCCUCAGCCACUAUAACCCUUUUUUUUUUUUUUGUAGUAACUUUUUUUGUUUCCAUUGAAGGAGUGCUUUAUUGUAAUUACUGUUAUGGUUGUAAUUAUACAUUUAAAUCCAGGCCUGUUAUAGUCGGGCCUAAUAAUGUACAGGGCGAGGGAGAAAUGAAGGUUUGAUGUUCUUCAGAGACUGUAUAGAGAAGACAAGCAGCGUAUGGCAAAAAGGAGGGAAAAAAAGGAACAGGAAAACAUAGGAAAAGCCAAAAAUAGAGGUUUUGAGCUUGGCUUCUAACUAGCUGAAUUUGCUAUCCAGUGUUUUUAGGUGUGCGGUGUACAGGAGUGGCUCUGUCCUGUGUUGGGUGUAAGCAGCACCGUGUCAUUGAGGGUUGGGUGAUGUAUUUGGAGAGGGAGAGUUUGCUCUGGGAUCCCUGUGUUGCUCCAUCCUGGAGCAUCCUGAGGGAGAGGGCGGCUGCAGGGGGUGAUGGAGAGACGCUGCCUUGGCGGGGAAAUGCCCAGAGGGCAAGGAGGCUGGUAGGGAGGAACACCACACGGUUGCAUAGUGCCCCAAACCAUGAACAAGACCUGGUGGUCUCCUUGUUUGCUUGUCUAGUAAUGUUUUGACUUACCAAAUCACUUCAGGUGCUUAUUUUGGUGAAGCCUAAUGGGGAUGCGAGCUGCGCCAUCCCAUCUGCGCAGUGGAAUAGGAGCCGGAGAAGACACGAUGCCAGCAGCCCAUCCUGUUUUCUUCUUACUAUUUACUUUCCUUUCCUUUCUUGGUAUUAAGAAGAGAAUUUACGCCACAGCGCCAGCACACAUGGACCCUGGACCAGGCAGCCUGGGUCUGAACUCAGCAGCUCAAACCCCUUUUUUCAAGCAAGAUGUUGAAUUUCUGAUGGUUUGUAGAGAAGAGAGAUUUCACCCCGACCUCUCUGGAUGUGCAGUAUGUUCUCGGGUGCCUUAUGAAUGUGUUGGUCUGUCUGUGAUGGGGAGGAAGCAUUCGCUGCAACAUUUAAAGGGCAGAAAUUUCCAGCAAACAAAACAUAGCAGGAGGCAAGAGACCUGCUGCUGCAGUUCAAUAUUGAAUAUUCAUCUGUUUGUCUGCAGAUGCGGUUUCAAAUCCGCAUACGGAGCAAGAGGAGCGAGCUGGAAACGGGAGAUUCGGUUCUCCUGUCUACCCAGAAAGCAGCAAAAUGACUGCUGGAUGCCCUGGAACUGUCUGGAAAAACUGAUUUCUGCUUCGUGGAUUCAAGCCUGGGAGCUUCACAUAGUGACGGCGCCUUGCGUUGGGUCAACUUUGUUAUUAGCAAUGGGGUUUGAUUGAUAGUGUUAAUGAGCAGCUGAUUAAGGCAGCAAAAAGCCCGUCAGUAUUACAAGGCUCAGGGUUGCUCCCAUUGCUCUUGGCUUUUCCUGCUCCUUGGUUUCUCGGGGAGCAGAUGUGAAGGGGAUAUAACACCCAUCGCAGCGCACCCAGGCACAGCAUCGGUCUUCUGGGAGAAGACCUGAAAACCACUUCUGUCUUCUUGUUGUUUUUAAAGAACAGAAAAUCCCUGUAACAGGGGACAGCCUGAUGGGUUGGGGUGCCAGGGAUCCUCCCGACAGUGAUCCAGAUCACUGCUCUGGUCCCUGCCACUUAUCUUUUUCCCAGAGAAUUGGGGAUUUUGCUUUGAAAAACCUGAAUUUUCACCCAUCAGUGCAGCAGGAGGCACUCAGCCGCAAAGUGUAAGCCACAUGGCCGUAUCUCUGCUUAAGCAUUACCCUACUCCUACCAGCUGUGAAGGUUUAUUCACUUUUCCCACUGGGGUGCAGUCCUGCAACCCCCAAUAACCAGGCUUGCCCGAGGGCUUUCCCCUCCAACACUGGGAUUUCUCCCACUGAAGAACUUCUGUGUGAAAUGCGUUGGUUUUUAAUGUCUUGCCAUUUAUCUCUGCUAUUAAUGUACAUUCAUGCAGCCAUUAACUGCUUUGGUACAUUGAUCACUCCGUUGAUGUGUGAGAAUCAAAAUGUUGACCAAAAUGUUGAGAUUUUUUUCCCAAAAUUACAUGCUGCCAAUGUUAUCUUGCUGAAGUCCAUCAGGAGGGAGCUGGCAGGCACGUGGCAUCAUUAACCACAGAACCAUGCUGGGAAAAGAGGUGCCACAAGUUCAUUUGAUGGGGCAGGAUGGGGAGCAGCGCUGGGAAGUUUUUGGGGUUCCUGGUGAGCGCACCUGGGGAUGUCACUGAGUAUUUUCUUCUCUCUUUUUUGGCUUUCUUCAGAAACAGUCGCCAAAGAGUGUGUUUCAUAGAAUCCCAGGCUGGUUUGGGUUGGAAGGGACCUUAAAAGUUCCAACCCCCUGCCAUGGGCAGGGACACCUUCCACUAGAGCAGGUUGUGAAGGUGCAAAGCCACUGGCUAUUGUCUCCCUGAAUUAGCCAGGUUUGAUCUUCACUGCUCCAUAGAAGUGUCCGUGUGGGGAUUUAAUGUGCUGUCCCCAUAUGGCUGCAUCAACAAAGGGCAAAAUAACCUCCUCAGGCCAAACGUGUGUGGGGCCAAACCUCGGGCUACUGUAAACGUGAGUGUCUGAAGCAUCUGCAGAGGAGUGAUGCUCUGGACCACUGCUGUGCUGGUCCCCCUCAGAUGCAGAGCAGCUUUGCCAGCUCCUUGCCAGACUCCCCAGCAUCUAAUUCACCUCAUUCCCAGUGAAAUCAUUUCCAAACUGAAGGGUUUUGCUACCCACAAAGUGACUUGCUCCAUUCUCUCCCAUGAGGGGUUUCACCCCUGUUUGGAGAAGUCUCAUGUAUAUGGAGGUGAAAUGAAAAUGGGGGGAAAAGUAGGAAAAGUAAGCAAUUCGCUUGGUUCGUCUCUUCCCCUGACAGAGAUUAAUUAGUAUCUAUUCUUGUCAUGAUUGAUGGCUUUGAAGGAAAACUUGUCAGAAUAACUUACGAUUUAUUUUCAUGCUUAUUUUUAUAACAUCCCUCACUUGGAAGUCUCCCAAAAUCUUAAAUAUGAUUUUAUUUUACUUUAUUUCUCCGCUGGGUAUUUUAUGGCUUUACACUAAUUUUGCUCUUCUUGGUGUUAGCUAUUAGCCUGUCCCAGUGAUACUUUCAGUAUUUUUUCAGGAGGAACGACACUAAGGGUUGCAAAAAGUCCACUGUGGAUAGCCAAGGGAGCUGCGGUGUCCUGCAGAACACGGAGUUAACGCUAGCAGUUCAUUAUUAUUUUUUUUUUUAAAUGUAUUUAUUUGCAUUUGAAAAAGCAACGUUUUUAAUUUAAUCAUGUUUGUUAAACUGAGCGCUUUUAAAAAAAUAAAAAGAUAAAAAAGAAAGGAAAAAUGUUUUGGGGAGAAUAAAGGCUAGGUAUUCAUACUAGAGAAAACACAAAGUGGUUGUUUUCAGAUUCCAGAGACUGUUACAACAAGGGAGCUAAUAAUUCUUUGUGGCAAUUCAGUCUUUGUUUAUAGAACAUCCAGACCCACUGUAUGCUAUAAAAUGGAUCAUCAAGUAAUAAAUGUUUAAAGCUUGA